GAGAGAGAGAAAGAGAGAAAGAAAGAGAGAGAGAGGUUCGAGGAAAGCGUCCGCCGAGCUCCACACGCCCAGAGACGGACCUGGAACGGCGUUUCCGCCACAGGCGAGGAAAGUCGUCGCCCAGGUCACGCCGGUCCAUACGCGGACGAAAAGCUGCGGGUUUCGACUUCACGAAUCGUCCCGAACGCUCGAUUCUCGGCCGAGGAGUCGAAGCGCACCCUCAAAUGGAAAUAACUCUGCAGAAGGACUGAAGAUCUCCGUAAUUUGAAAGCAGCAGCAUGGCGAACCUCGCCUCACCCAACUUCACCGGCUACUCCUACGCGGUCACAUCAAGAGCCGCGCUGGCCCCCGUCACGGGCCCCGGGGACGGCAACCGGACCUGCCAGAUGGACGAGGCCGCCCUGAGGGUCCCGCUGAUCGUCUUCUACUCGCUGUUCUUCGUGCUCGGCCUGGCGGGAAACGUCCUCGCCCUCUACGUCUUCCUGAACGUCCACACCAAGAAGAACUCUGUGCGCGUCUUCCUCAUCAACGUCGCCGUGGCGGACCUGCUCCUCGUCGCCUGCCUUCCCUUCCGGGCGCACUACCACAGUCAGCACAACCACUGGGCGCUGGGCGCCACCUUCUGCAAGGUGGUGGGCAACAUGUUCUACGUAAACAUGUACGUCAGCAUCACCUUACUGGGGCUGAUCAGCAUAGACCGCCACGUGAAGAUCCAGCGGGCCAGCGCCAGGUCCAGGAUCCAGAACAGUAGGUGGAGCGUCAUCGUCUGCACCUUAAUCUGGGCCUUCGCCAUCGCCUCCGCCAUCGCCCUGAUCUCCAAGUCCGAGGGCAACGAAGAGGCGGGCAAGUGUUUCCAAUACAAGCAGAUAAAGGGGUCCAAGGGCAAGGCCUACUUCAACUUCUUCAUGGUGGGGGUCUUCUGGCUGGUGUUCUUCUGCCUCAUCGGCUGCUACGGCAAGAUCGCGCUCAGCCUGCUGGCGGCCUCCCGGGACAAACCCGACCUCCCCAACGCGCACAAAUACAGCAGGACGGCCAAGAAGUCCUUCUUCGUCCUCUUCAUCUUCACCGUUUGCUUCGUGCCCUACCACGCCUUCCGCAUCUUCUACAUCCUCACGCAGAUCGGCGACACGUCCUGCUACUGGCAGAUGGUGGCGGACAAGACCAACGAGGUGGCCCUGCUCCUGUCCACCUUCAACAGCUGCCUGGACCCGGUCAUGUACUUCCUCCUCUCGGGCUCCGUCCGGAAGGCCACCUUGCGCAUUCUGGGCGACGUGCUCCACCUGCAGGACAACACCGAAAACAGCUCCACGACCGAGUUCCCCAGGAGCUCCCAGUACCUCUCCACCCCCAGGCCCAGUCUCAGCCAGAUCACGACACUCCGCGUUCAGCCCAACUCCAGCUCCACCUUGGGGCUGCCGCAGCUAACGCAGGACUGACCUUCUUCCCCGCAGGACACCUCAAAGGGCGACCGCAGUUACGGGGGUUGCGUUGUACAUAAUAAUAUGGAUUUUAAAGGUACAACAGGUCAUUUGAGACUUCUAGCGGUCAAGAGAGGAACAGCAGCAACAAAGACCCUCAAACCACAACACUGUUUAUCCCUCCCCCUUCUUUGUAAACGGGCUGGCGUUGAAACGCCAUUGGCUGUGGCAAUCGGAACCAAUUCCGGGGCCAUCAAACUGUAUUAUUUUGAAACUUAAGGACUAUGAACACAGGCAGAGGGUGAGUCAACAUGUCAGUGAGCCUUUUUACAUCUUUAUUUUUAUUUUUUUCCAUGAGAAAAAAUACAAAAAAACACAAAACAGGUCAGGAGGGGGUCACAACAUAUACAAUAACACUUAGACUUACAACAUACAAUAAUACAAGGAGAGCAGGGCAUCUACAAUAAUCAUUCCUUGUGGGCUAAGAAAAGUGUCAAUUUUUCCACAAAAUAUUUCUCCUUUGACUUUUUGUAGUCUCACAUUAUAGGUCAGCUGCUCCAUUCGAUGCAACUGAUUCACAAUAUUUAUGAAAGUGUCCACCGGGGGACAGUGAGCCUCUUUCAAUGAUAGAAAUGGAUUUACAAAGAUCUUGUAACAAUAUUUUAACACCAAAAUCUCACCUAUUGUACUUUUUUUUUUAAAGUAAACAUAAUGGAACACGUACAGGACAGUAGGGGCCUAAUCUUAAAAUUGCCUAGCUAGGGCGGUUUGGAAUAACGAGCUUUAGAAGAUACGCCCUGAGGGAGAGUUCACAGUGGCAGAAAAGCAAAUUAUGACAGAAAGAGGUGUAAUAAAUGUGCAAUUCCCUGUGAGCUUCAACUGUGUAAACAACAACAUGGCUUCAAGUCACGGAGAUUAGGAGCACAGAUAGUACGGCCCGGGUUAAAACGGUUCUACAUAAUGGGACAUUUGAUUUGUCACUGAAUUUGUUUUACCAGAACCACUGGCAAUCAAAUACAAUAGAAUGACUUUCACUCACUCACUCACUCACUCACUCACUCACUCACUCACUCACUCACUCACUCACUCACUCACUCACUCACUCACUCA
Molecule: messenger RNA, 2528 nt
Organism: Conger conger (European conger)
Lineage: Eukaryota; Metazoa; Chordata; Actinopteri; Anguilliformes; Congridae
Product: probable G-protein coupled receptor 34
Exons: 2
Coding region: 279-1436 (385 amino acids)
Biological process (GO): G protein-coupled receptor signaling pathway
Cellular component (GO): membrane
Molecular function (GO): G protein-coupled purinergic nucleotide receptor activity
Source: RefSeq, a predicted model, not a curated record